CGCACAAGUAAGUCAACUGAUGAUAAGUAGUAGUCUAACCGUCCAGCAACAGGUAGGGACAUUUCUUCCGUAAUUUAACAUGUGUCGGAUACUUGCUCUACCAAUGUAAGCUAUUAUAAUAGGGUUUCGGAAAGCGGCGGUCAGAGAGACAUAUCCGACAAGGCAGCGGCUUUAGUACGAUUUUUGUUGUUGUUUUUUUUUCGCGCCUCGCACCGCACCGCAUGCAGGCUCUGUUUUGUCCCACUUCAUUGAUCCACCAAGUCCGCAAUACGCGGAGACUAAAGCGUGUGUCCGUCCCAUUGAUGAGAAAACAAACAGCAUGUCAUCUCCAGACAAGACAACCCAAAGGAAUGAAGUCCUGAAUAACAUACGGAGGUCCUCGAUGGUGGCGGGACAUGGGAGAAAACAGACGGAGUUUGAGAUGUCACAAGCCGCGUCAGCCUCACAACCUGGAGCGCAUAUUUCUAACAACAGGUUUCUGUGUGACGCCGAGGGCAUCACCAUUCACACAACUGUCACUCGACCGUCGGUGUCUCACCUACCCGGGCUCAAUCUGAACCCCCGGAUGUCCGUAUACAGCACAACUCGUCAAGUUAUCAGCCGUGCUUACAUUCAAGGACGCGCUUAUAACUUUCUGGAAAGACCAUCUGGGUGGAAAUGCUUCGUGUAUCACUUCUCGGUGUUCCUCAUCGUGCUCGCCUGUCUAAUCCUCAGUGUGCUCUCUACUAUAGGGCAGUACCAGGCUCUGGCACAUGGCACUCUCUUCUGGGUGGAGAUAGCGCUGGUGGUGUUAUUUGGUGUGGAGUAUGGUGUGCGGCUGUGGUCGGCAGGGUGCCGUAGUAAAUAUGUUGGCGUCUGGGGCCGGCUGCGCUUUGCCAGGAAGCCUAUCUCCAUCAUCGAUUUGAUUGUAGUGGUGGCCUCCAUCAUCGUACUGGUAGUCGGCUCCAAUGGACAGGUGUUUGCCACGUCUGCUGUCAGAGGGAUUCGCUUCCUGCAGAUCCUGCGUAUGCUUCAUGUGGACCGGCAGGGAGGAACGUGGCGUCUGCUGGGCUCUGUGGUCUUCAUCCACAGGCAGGAGCUCAUCACCACGCUGUACAUUGGUUUCCUGGGGCUCAUCUUCUCCUCCUACUUUGUGUACCUGGCAGAGAAGGAUGCUGUGGACAGCAAUGGAGCCAAUGAGUUUGGGAGCUACGCUGACGCCUUGUGGUGGGGGGUGGUAACCGUCACAACUAUAGGCUAUGGAGACAAGGUGCCUCAGACGUGGAUCGGUAAAACCAUUGCAUCGUGUUUCUCAGUCUUUGCCAUCUCCUUCUUCGCCCUACCAGCUGGGAUCCUGGGUUCAGGCUUUGCACUGAAGGUUCAACAGAAACAGAGACAGAAGCACUUCAACAGACAGAUCCCUGCAGCUGCCAUUCUCAUCCAGACUUCGUGGAGGGUCUUUGCUGUGGAGAACCCUGACUCGGCCACGUUCAAGAUGUUUGUGAGGAGGAGACCUGCUCUGCUCAGCUCCUCUGUAUCCAGUCCCAAGCCCAAGAAAACGGUGAAGCUGAGGAGGAAGUUGAAGAGCAGUGAGAAGGACGACGGGCCUGGUUCUCCCACUGUUCCCAGUAUCUCUUACGACUCAGUGUUCAAUAGUGGGAGGGAGCUCAGCUCUGAUGUCUACAGCACUGUGUGUACAGAUACCCAGCAGUCCUGGACCUCUCUUUCCUCCCUUACGUUCAGCUCUCCACUCCCAGUGAAAAAGACCCCUGGUUUGUUGGAGGUGCAGCACCCUCGUCCCCUCCAGAGGAACAGCAGCUUUGGGGACGAUCUGGACCAGGAGGACCAGUGUGUUCUGACCCCAGUCACCCACGUGUCACAGCUGCAGGGGAGUCACAGAGCAGCUAUCCACGUGAUCCUACGGAUGCGCUACUUUGUCGCUAAGAAGAGAUUCCAGCAAGCACGUAAGCCCUAUGAUGUGCGAGACGUGAUCGAGCAGUAUUCCCAAGGACACCUGAAUCUCAUGAUGCGCAUCAAGGAGCUACAGAGGAGAUUGGACCAGUCUCUAGGGAAGCUGACCCUGUUCCAGACUAGCUCAGACAAAGCCAAAGACAAAGGCACCAACACCAUCGGCUCCAGGCUCAACAGGAUGGAGGACAAGAUACAACGCAUGGACCAGACACUCAACCAAAUCGCAGAGUCCCUUACCCAGCUGUUGUCUGGGACAAGCCAGGGGCAGGGGGACAUGGGGGGAGCACAGGGGCAAGGUAGGAGGAGGUCACAGGGUGGGGCAGGUGUCCCCAGCCAGGAUAGCCUACCCAGCUACGAGCAGCUCUCCACCGCGACCCUCCAUCCACCCCUCAACCCCAGCCUCAGCCAAGACAAGAGCUCCUGAAUCGACCAUCCAUCCACUCCUCAACCCCAGCCUCAGCCAGGACAAGAGCUCCUGAAUCGAC
This is a messenger RNA of Oncorhynchus gorbuscha (pink salmon), 2435 nucleotides long. RefSeq names its product potassium voltage-gated channel subfamily KQT member 1-like. Gene Ontology annotation, molecular function: voltage-gated potassium channel activity. Gene Ontology annotation, biological process: transmembrane transport; potassium ion transport. NCBI's taxonomy places the organism in Eukaryota, Metazoa, Chordata, Actinopteri, Salmoniformes, Salmonidae. The record is from RefSeq and is a predicted model, not a curated record. The coding region runs from base 320 to 2374 and encodes 684 amino acids. Gene Ontology annotation, cellular component: voltage-gated potassium channel complex; membrane. The transcript has 17 exons.